AUGGUCCGUCUCUCUACCACCAGCCUGGCAUUAGCUGGUCUGAGCAUUGCUCAAGCACAAUCAAAUUCGUCUUUGGUCAAUGCCAUCUACAAAGAUGCAUCUCAAUCUGUCGAUGCAAGAGUUGAGAACCUCGUAUCUCUAAUGACCUUGGAAGAGAAGAUGGCUCAAUUGAUGCAAGGUGACAUCUCCAAUUGGCUCAACACGACUUCCGGUGAAUACAACCAGACCGGUCUUGAGUUCAACUUCGAGAACCGUGGUGGCAUGUUCUAUGUCGGCUACCCAAUCACCUGGGAUUGGCUUGCAGAAGGCAUCAAAGUCGGCCAGGACUACGCCGUCAACAACACUCGCCUUGGUAUCCCGGCCAUUGUCCAGACUGAAGGUAUUCACGGCUUCCUGAUCGGAAAUGCGACAAUCUUCAACUCGCCAAUUGCUCAGGCUUGCUCGUUCAACCGUGAGCUUCAACGUCAAAUGGGCGAACAGAUCGCCAUCGAGGCUGCUACUCUCGGUGUCACCCAGCUCUUUGCUCCCCUGGCUGAUCUUGCACGCGAACUACGCUAUGGUCGUGUUGAAGAGACCUAUGGUGAGGAUGGUUAUUUGGCUGGCGAGAUGGCCUACAACUAUAUUGUUGGUUGUCAAGGUCAAAAUGUCUCGGCUAUGGUCAAGCACUUUGCUGCCUACUCCGAGCCGGAAGGAGGUCUCAACACUGCACCUGUUCAUGGUGGUGAGCGUGAGCUGCGUACUACUUGGCUACCCCCUUUCCACAGAGCCAUCAUUGAUGGUGGUGCUUAUUCUAUCAUGUCUGCCUACCAUGCUUAUGAUGGCAUUCCGGCCGUGGCUGACUACUUUAUGCUCACUGAGAUCUUGCGCAACGAGUGGGGCUACAAGUACUUUGUAUCGAGUGAUGCUGGUGCUACUGAUCGUUUGUUCAAGAACUUCCUGACCUGUGGUGUCAACGACUUCGAAUGUGUCACCGAGCAAUGCUUGACCGCAGGAAACGAUGUUGAGAUGGGUGGUGGUUCUUUCAACUUCCGGGCUAUCCCAAGUCUCAUUGGCAACAAGACUAUCGACAUCAGCGUUGUCGAUGAGGCUGUUGCUAGAGUUCUGAGAGUCAAGUUCCAGAUGGGUCUGUUCGAGAAUCCCAACCCUGCUGCUCCUAAGGACCAGUGGAACAGCCUGAUCAACAAUGCUGCCGCCAAGAAGCUUGCUCGUGACCUUGAUGCAGAGUCAAUUGUGCUUCUUCAAAAUCCUAACAAGACACUUCCUCUCAGCAAGACCGACAAGAUCGCUGUCAUUGGUCCCAUGGCCUCCGGUUUCAUGAACUACGGCGACUAUGUUGUGUACCAGUCGCAGUACAGAGGUGUCGAGUACCUUCAGGGCAUCCAGAAUGCUGUCGGUCCUUCCGCCAAUGCUACUGUUUCUUAUGCCAAGGGUGUUGAGAGAUGGUCGACCGAUGAGUCUGGCAUUCCUGAGGCUGUCGAUGCUGCCAAAAAGGCUGAUGUGGCUGUCGUUAUUGUUGGUACUUGGUCCAGAGAUCAGCGUGAGCUGUGGCAAGGAUUGAACGCUACCACUGGAGAGCAUAUCGAUGAGAGUGACCUGAGCCUUGUUGGCGCACAGAGAGCUCUUGUCAAGGCUGUCAUUGACACAGGAAAGCCCACCGUGGUCGUCUUCUCUUCAGGCAAGCCUCUCACUGAAGACUGGAUCUCGAACACCACAGCGUCUCUCGUCCAACAAUUCUACCCUGGCGAGGAAGGAGGUAACGCCUUGGCAGACAUCCUAUUCGGCAAAGUCAACCCAUCUGGCAAACUCUCCGUUUCCUUCCCUCACGACGUAGGCACUCUUCCUGCCUACUAUGACUUCCUGAACAGUGGUAGACCCACCUACCCUGGAUACGUCGGCGGAGAUGGAAACCUCUACUUUGGCUCCAGCUAUAUCUUGAACACUCCUGUACCUUGGUUCCCCUUCGGCUAUGGUCUCUCAUACACCUCUUUCGACUACAGCAACGUAACACUCUCCUCGUCGCAAGUCUCCGCGACCGACUCCAUCACCGCCACUGUUCACGUCACCAACAACGGCACUUAUGAUGGAGCCGAGGUUGUUCAACUUUACGUCAAGGAUCUGGUAGCCAGUGUUACCGUUCCUAACAUCCAACUCAAGGGCUUCGAGAAGGUGUUUAUCAAGGCUGGAGAGACUGCUGAGGUUGUAAUUCCGCUGGAGAUCAGUGACAUUGGUCUCUGGAACAAGAGCAUGGAUUACGUGGUUGAGCCUGGCAACUUUACUGUCUUCAUCGGCAGUAGCUCUGCUGACUUCCGUACUAAUGCUACUUUGACGGUGGUGUAA
This is a messenger RNA of Aureobasidium pullulans EXF-150, 2337 nucleotides long. RefSeq names its product putative beta-glucosidase. The record is from RefSeq and is a predicted model, not a curated record. The transcript has 5 exons. Gene Ontology annotation, biological process: glucan catabolic process. The coding region runs from base 1 to 2337 and encodes 778 amino acids. Lineage: Eukaryota; Fungi; Ascomycota; Dothideomycetes; Dothideales; Saccotheciaceae. Gene Ontology annotation, molecular function: beta-glucosidase activity.